AUGGCAUCGCGUAGUGAGAUUGUCUUCGCUUCCCUUCUUCUUUUUCUUUCGUGCAUAUCAGAACCCUCGUAUGCAAAUGGCGUCGUCCUCUUCUCCUCUCUGCCCAACACUAUCGAAAUGAUCGUUUCACCCCACAAACCUGAACAGGUUGUGAAACCCGCCGAAGGUAGUUGGACCUUUGGUGGGAUGUUAAAAGCUGGAGAAGACAAACUCAGCAUCUCAUGGCGUCUAAACCAGAGUUUCUCAGCCGGAACCACCGACUCAGCGUACAAGACUGUGAAGGUGAAGCUGUGCUACGCGCCGGUGAGUCAAGUGGACCGCGGGUGGAGGAAGACUGUGGACAACCUCGCCAAGGACAAGACAUGCCAGUUCAAGAUCGAAACUAGGGCAUACAAACAUGGCUCUAGCAAGUGGAAGUACGUAGAUUGGACCAUAAAGCGUGACGUGCCUACUGCCUCGUACUUCGUACGCGCCUACGCGUACGACGGCGCAGGUGUUGCGGUGGCUUACGGCCAAAGCACGGGACCUAAGAAGAACUACAACAUAUUUGAGGUUCAGGGGAUCACCGGACGACACAAGACGCUUGAUGUGGUGUCGAUUUGCUUCAGUGCUUUCUCCGUUUUGUCCUUGGUUGGCUUCUUUGUUAUUGAAAAGACCAGGGCAAAGCCGACCUAA
Fragaria vesca subsp. vesca is the source of this 675-nucleotide messenger RNA. RefSeq names its product high-affinity nitrate transporter 3.2-like. Gene Ontology annotation, cellular component: plasma membrane. Bases 1 to 675 code for a protein of 224 amino acids. The transcript has 2 exons. Gene Ontology annotation, molecular function: nitrate transmembrane transporter activity. The record is from RefSeq and is a predicted model, not a curated record. Gene Ontology annotation, biological process: response to nitrate; nitrate transmembrane transport. Lineage: Eukaryota; Viridiplantae; Streptophyta; Magnoliopsida; Rosales; Rosaceae.